Messenger RNA from Mytilinidion resinicola, 1111 nucleotides. RefSeq names its product short-chain dehydrogenase/ reductase-like protein. The transcript has a single exon. The record is from RefSeq and is a predicted model, not a curated record. The coding region runs from base 1 to 768 and encodes 255 amino acids. Gene Ontology annotation, molecular function: oxidoreductase activity. Lineage: Eukaryota; Fungi; Ascomycota; Dothideomycetes; Mytilinidiales; Mytilinidiaceae.
AUGUCUUUCCACUACAACAAGAUUCUCAUCAUUGGCGCAACUUCUGGUAUCGGGGAAGCAUACGCCGAAAAGCUCAUUCAAGACGGCAAGCAAGUGAUCAUAGUCGGCCGGCGAAAGGACCGACUGGACGCCUUCGUCUCCAAGCACGGCCAAGAGCGCGUCGAAGCCAUCCAAUUCGACAUCAAGCUGCUGAAUCAGAUCCCAAAGUUCGCGCUGGAUGUCACAAACGCACACCCGGACUUGGACUGUGUGCUCCUGAAUGCGGGCAUACAGCGCGCGUUUAACUUCUUAAAGCCUGAGACGGUGGAUCUGUCUAUCUUGGACGAGGAAACGCUCACGAAUUACACGGCGUUUAUUCAUUUGACGCUGGCUUUCAUACCACAUUUGCAGAAACAGCCGGGGGAUACGAGUUUGAUCUAUACGUCGUCAAGUCUUGCGCUCAUUCCGGUUGUACAGUGUCUGAAUUACUCGGCUUCGAAAGCCGCGCUUCACCAUUUCCUGCUCUGUCUUCGCGAGCAGCUUGCGGAUGGGCCGGAGAGGAUAAAGGUUAUUGAGAUCUUCCCUCCUGCAGUUCAGACGGAGCUACACGACGAUAUCAAGAACGGACGGGCGAUAGGGAUGCCGCUGGUUGACUUUGUUAAGGACUCUUGGGCGAAGCUGGUGCAUGGUGAUGAUCAGAUCGCGGUUGGAAUGGUAGAGGCUGUUUUCAACGGGUUCGAGAAACUGAGGUCGGGCAUGUUCUUCAAGGGUGUUCAACGUCCGACCUAGAUAUCGGGUGGUGCUGAAAACAGAGGUGGUUUCACGUGGUCGAUGAGAACUUCCUCUGAAGCUUGCAGUUGCAAGCAUGUAGCUUUUCUACCUCUCCUAAGUUCUCCUGAUGCUCGGAGGAUUACUGACUCUCAUGAGUCCUUUGAGAUAAGGGGAAUAGUAUUGAGACGGAUACUGAUGAUCCCCCGAAUGUACUCCGUAGUUGAAUGUAAUGCCCAGUAAUAUGAUAUCUCUCAACCUUGCAAUCCAAUAAGAGAGAUGGAGUCGUAAUCUACGCGGGUCGUGCAUUGAGGACCCUGCACGAUAUGCGGGUGUGUCUCCGUUCCCUUUGUGUGGUUGUACA